Dujonia railenensis is the source of this 1833-nucleotide messenger RNA. The record is from the annotation of a GenBank genome assembly. Lineage: Eukaryota; Fungi; Ascomycota; Pichiomycetes; Serinales; Debaryomycetaceae.
AUGCCAUCCCAAACCUUACAGCUACCAGUGCCACUCCUUUCACCCAUAAUGAGGCCUGUUUCUGUAGAAGACCUCAUAGACUCUUCGAGCCAGUCGUCACUUGUAAAGCCGAGAUUCUUGACCAAGAAAGAGAGAAAAAAGUUGGCCUUAGAGAAGAAACACAAUGAAAAGAUAGAGCUAGUGAACAGGCUUCAUCUGAGACACGAGACAGUGAAGAGAAUACAAGUACCCGAUCCUGAGGAUGAGCUAGAAGGACAACUGAAGAAACCAAAGUUUGUAUCUGGUUCUUCGCAUAGUGCUAAGACUGUUGGUAAGGCCAAAUUCAAUUUUGAAUGGAAACUUGAAGAUGAUACUUCCAGUCAAUACGAACCAUUAGUAACGUACGAAGACGACAGUAAUAAUUUGGAUGUCAAAACAGCCAUUAGUGAUUCACAUUGGUCUGACAAGCCGCUAGAACAGAUGACUGCUCGAGACUGGAGAAUAUUUAGAGAAGAUUAUAAUAUUUCAUCCAAAGGUUCAGACAUAGCGAACCCACUCAGAACAUGGAAAGAGUCUUCCAUACCUUCGCAAUUGAUAAAGUUGAUGAUUGAAUCUUUCGGUUACGAAAAUCCUACUCCAAUUCAACGUACUACCAUACCCUUGGCACUUUCUCAAAGGGAUGUUGUAGGUAUUGCAGAAACCGGUUCAGGGAAAACAUUGGCGUUUUUAGUUCCCUUAUUGUCGUACUUACUAUCGAUUGACUCCAAUUACAUGGAGUUGGACCACAAGAAGGAAGUUAAUUCAAACAAACCAUUGGGAUUGAUAUUGGCCCCGACAAGAGAAUUGGCACUUCAGAUAACCAAAGAAGCAUCCAAAUUUGGAGAAAAGUUGGGCUUUAACGUGGUGACAAUAAUUGGGGGGCAUCAGUAUGAAGAGACCAUACAUUCGUUAAGGAAUGGUGUUCAUAUCGUCGUAGCCACACCUGGUAGACUUAUUGAUUCUGUGGAAAGAGGACUCAUUAACUUAUCCCGGUGCCAUUACUUGAUAAUGGAUGAGGCUGACAAAAUGAUAGAUAUGGGAUUCGAAAAGUCUUUGCAAUCCAUAAUGUCUUUCUUGCCUGCUGCUAACGAAGUUGUUGAAAGAGAAAUUUACAAAAUUAAGAGAAGGGUCACAUUAAUGUUUACUGCUACAAUGUCGGCACCUAUAGAGAAAAUUACGAAGAACUACUUGUCUAAUCCUGCUUAUUUAUAUAUUGGGAAUGUUGGUGAAGCUAUUGACAAUAUUGACCAGAAAUUUGAAUAUAUAAACUCUCCCAAUGACUCUGCUGCAAACUUGAAUUCAGCUGAAGAAUUAGAUCCUACCAAAACUUCCAAAUUGAUAUCUUUUAUUAAAUCCCAUGCUCAUCAAGAGUCCAAUAGCUAUUCCAUCAUCAUAUUCGCCAAUUACAAAAAAAUAUGUGAAUUGCUAUCAGCAUUUUUGGAACAACAUGGGUUUAAUAAAAGUGUAGUGAUUCAUGGGUCCAAAUCUCAAGAGUUCAGAGAGAGAGCCAUCGACAAUUUCAGAAGCAAAAAAGCUAACAUCCUCAUAGCGACAGACAUUGCAGCUAGAGGUAUCGAUGUGCCAAACGUGUCACUUGUUAUCAACUACCAAAUGUCCAGGAAAUUUGAUGAAUAUAUACAUCGUAUCGGUAGAACUGGAAGAGCUGGUAACAAAGGUACCAGUUACACUAUCAUGGAUGAUUCAGACCUGGAAGUAUUCCCAGAAUUGAAAAAAUUCUUGGCCAAGGGUCACAAAAAGUGCCCAAAUUGGUUACUUCAACAUGAAUCAACCAGAAUCCAACUCUUGCAAGAAUAA